Molecule: messenger RNA, 726 nt
Organism: Melampsora larici-populina 98AG31
Lineage: Eukaryota; Fungi; Basidiomycota; Pucciniomycetes; Pucciniales; Melampsoraceae
Exons: 3
Biological process (GO): protein localization to phagophore assembly site; protein lipidation; nucleophagy
Cellular component (GO): phagophore assembly site membrane; extrinsic component of membrane; cytosol
Molecular function (GO): phosphatidylinositol-3,5-bisphosphate binding; phosphatidylinositol-3-phosphate binding; protein binding
Source: RefSeq, a predicted model, not a curated record
UUUGCAACUGCUAAUACUGAAGGUUGGACGAUUUAUGGAAUUCAUCCACUUAGAAUCAUUCAAAAACAUACGAUUCCUAACGCAUCAUUAAAAUUUGUUUUACCAAUUCAUCGAAGUAAUAUCAUCUUUUUGGUUGGAGGACCACCGAGUCCAUUAUAUUCACCAAACAAAGUCAUCAUAUAUGAUAUCUCAAUCUCAAAACCGAUUUCAUCCAUCGAAUUUUCAUCACAAGUUCUAGGUCUAACAGCAAGACGUGAUAAAUUGAUUGUAGUUUUACUAAACCGAUUGAUUUUGUUAAAUCUUUAUACUCAAAACAACACAACAGUAGAAGAAGUCGGUGAAUGGGAUACAUGUAGUAAUCCUCAUGGAUUGGUCUGUUUAGGAACAGAGAUUGGUAGUACUUUAUUAGUUUUUCCAGGUCGACAAACUGGACAAGUUCAAAUUAUGAAAUCUGAAAUUCGAAAAGAUCCUUACCCAUCUACUUCUAUUUUAGUUGCUCAUACUACUCCUUUGGCUGCUUUGGCUAUCACACCUGAUGGUCAUCUGAUUGCGACAGCUUCAAAUACUGGUACAUUGAUUAGAAUUUGGGAUUCGAAAAGUAGUAAACUAUUGAGAGAAUUGAGACGUGGAACUGAUGGUGCAUCGGUUUGGGGAUUGAGAUUUAAACCUGAUGGAUCAGCUAUCUGUGCUAGUAGUGAUAAAGGCACGAUUCAUCUUUGGAAUCUG